GGCGUCUUUUUUUUCCUCGGUGAGAAUGUCUGGCCGCGGCAAGGGCGGGAAGGGCCUGGGCAAGGGCGGCGCCAAGCGCCACCGCAAGGUGCUGCGCGACAACAUCCAGGGCAUCACCAAGCCCGCCAUCCGGCGGCUGGCCCGGCGCGGCGGCGUCAAGCGCAUCUCCGGCCUCAUCUACGAGGAGACCCGCGGGGUGCUCAAGGUGUUCCUGGAGAACGUGAUCCGGGACGCCGUCACCUACACGGAGCACGCCAAGCGCAAGACGGUCACGGCCAUGGACGUGGUCUACGCGCUCAAGCGCCAGGGCCGCACCCUCUACGGCUUCGGGGGCUCUUGUCUGAUGACUGGAGUCGUUUUACUUGGAGCUGGUGUACUUGGUGACGGCCUUGGUGCCCUCGGACACGGCGUGCUUGGCCAGCUCCCCGGGCAGCAGCAGGCGCACGGCCGUCUGGAUCUCCCGGGACGUGAUGGUCGAGCGCUUGUUGUAAUGCGCCAGGCGGGACGCCUCGCCCGCGAUGCGCUCGAAGAUGUCGUUGACGAACGAGUUCAUGAUGCCCAUGGCCUUGGACGAGAUGCCGGUGUCGGGGUGCACCUGCUUCAGCACCUUGUACACGUACACCGAGUAGCUCUCCUUGCGGCUGCGCUUGCGCUUCUUGCCGUCCUUCUUCUGCGCCUUGGUCACCGCCUUCUUGGAGCCCUUCUUCGGGGCCGGAGCCGACUUGGCGGGCUCCGGCAUGAUAAUCUCAAAACUAGAGAAAUUGGGACCACCGAAAAAAACAAAGGAAGCCGAAAAUCCAAAAUAUUAAUAGCACCUAUAUACAAACGAAGGCUCUACAUUUUCAUUGGACCCAAUGUGGCCAAUAGAUUAAUAGUAUCGAUGGCUCGCACGAAGCAGACGGCCCGCAAGUCGACCGGCGGCAAGGCCCCGCGCAAGCAGCUGGCCACCAAGGCGGCCCGCAAGAGCGCGCCGGCCACCGGCGGCGUCAAGAAGCCGCACCGCUACCGGCCCGGCACGGUGGCCCUGCGCGAGAUCCGGCGCUACCAGAAGUCCACCGAGCUGCUGAUCCGCAAGCUGCCGUUCCAGCGGCUGGUGCGCGAGAUCGCGCAGGACUUCAAGACCGACCUGCGCUUCCAGAGCUCGGCCGUGAUGGCCCUGCAGGAGGCGUGCGAGGCCUACCUGGUGGGGCUCUUCGAGGACACCAACCUGGCUGCAGGCCGAGCUCCGGGACUGCACUGUGACGGCUGCCUGCUGUUCGGCAUGUCUGGCCGCGGCAAGGGCGGGAAGGGCCUGGGCAAGGGCGGCGCCAAGCGCCACCGCAAGGUGCUGCGCGACAACAUCCAGGGCAUCACCAAGCCCGCCAUCCGGCGGCUGGCCCGGCGCGGCGGCGUCAAGCGCAUCUCCGGCCUCAUCUACGAGGAGACCCGCGGGGUGCUCAAGGUGUUCCUGGAGAACGUGAUCCGGGACGCCGUCACCUACACGGAGCACGCCAAGCGCAAGACGGUCACGGCCAUGGACGUGGUCUACGCGCUCAAGCGCCAGGGCCGCACCCUCUACGGCUUCGGGGGCUGAGCUUCGUCGCAAAUCUGGGCGCUGCAGCCUCGCCGUCGUCCCCAAAGGCCCUUCUCAGGGCCACCCACUUGGUCACAGGAAGAGCUGUUUUCCGGAGGACAGAGGUAACACCUAAUGCUUUGUCGCUGUUCCUUUUCUCGGACUCUGGCUGAACGGGCGCCCCGUUCCCCCGGCGGCUUCUGGAGACGCGCUCCGCGGCCGGUGGCGGUUGGCUAAGGUGGCGGCGCCCGGCGGACCCCGGAGAAGGAAGGCGUGCACCUUGCAGCCGCCGGGCUUGCCUCCUUCAUGUGUUCUGUUCGCUCUGUCUUGGCCUUCCCACCUAGGACCUCAUCCCUCCCUCCAUUUCUCUGCCGGGCAGCCAGAAGAGGUGGCCUUCAGCCCACGCUCACCCAGCUAUUGAUGUUCUAAACGUUCUCCCUACUUGAAGACUUGGGUUUGCGUUCCUGGAUGCCAGGGAAAGCACGCCCUUGUUGACCGUGGACAGUUUUCGUCUGUGUUGUGUUAAGCCCACAAGAUACUGUCAAUAGCUUUUUUUAACGAACUAGUGAGCUUUGUUGGCUGGCCUAAUUUAACGGUAGUGCUGUAGCCCAGCGUUAAGUCUUCUUCUGGCUCCUUACUAUCAAUGUAUAUACCUGUCUCCACUUAAUCCAGACCCCUAUCAAUUACUAGAUCCUAACUAUUAUGUUAAAUCUCCAAGAAAUCUGGAGUAUCCAUGUCUCAGUCACUCUUCAUGAUUAUCUGUUUUCUGUACCACUCACUAAAACACCUUUGCCAUGGUUACCAGCGACCUAAUUGCCAAGUCCUAAAGAACACUAGAACAUCCAUCUGCUGCAACUGAUCUUCUUCAUCCCUCCUCCCUUCGCAGUCUCUUCACAGGGUUUUUGGUACCUUUCGUCCUGACCCAGAUCCUGUAUUCUCCAUGAUUCUUCUCACUUUGCUUUUGGGGCCCUAUUCCUCUGCUUGUAAUUCUUCCCAGUGAACAAACUUGCAGUGUCUUCACAUCAGUCCGUAGAUCUUCCUUGAGUCCUCUCUUCCAGACUCUUCCAGAGAUGGUGAGACAUCCAGGCACCCAGGAAAAAACUGAGGAUCAGCAGAACGGUAGCAGAAGGGGCCAUCCCAAAAUACACCACUUUGGCAUAAGGAUGAUUUUGAGCUCAAGGCACUUGAAAAGCAGAUGUAAGAAUGGGGCUCUGACUUUCCCAUUUCUCCCUGAAGGCAGAUAACGGUCCCACGUGAAAGGAGUCAUGUCUAUAUGAGAAGAAUGCAUCACUAGAAGUCAUGCUGAGAGAAAUCUAUACAAACAGACCUUGUUAAAAUAACCCUGUAUCUCCUUUCGUCCCCUCCUAUUUUUGUUGCUAUUUCAAGAUUAUUAUUCUUUGUUCAACCUAGCGUGUAAGCACUUAGGCCUAACCACUUUCAGGGGCUUCAUGUUCCUGUGAAGACUCCCAUGAGCACAUAAAAAUAUUAAAUAACAUGUGUAUGCUUUUCUCUUGUUACUCUGUUUUAUGUCAAUUUAAUUCUUGGGCUCAGCCAGAGACCCUGAAAGGGUAUUGGGACAUUCUGCCUCUUGUACACAGCCUUCCAGCCCAAUCCUCAAAGCCCUUCUGUGACUGCAGGUUCCUGCCAGAUCUUUGCCUGCAUCGUUCACCCCCCACCACCACCACCACAAUCCCUCCACCUUGCUGCAGUCAGACACCUGAGUGAUGUGCACAUUUCAUUAUCUCAUCUAGGCCAAACUACAAAAAAUAAAAAGCCUUCACUGGUUCUCCUAACAUCUGCAGAAUAAAAUCCAAUUCUUGUGCUUUAUGUGGCAUCUGCUCACCUGCAGAAUCUCCUCUUCCAGCCUGGCAUCUGCUCACCUGCAGAAUCUCCUCUUCCAGCCCGUCUCCCUCUCCACCACUGACUUCUCUAGGUGAAUAUACUUGUCAUACUUGGAGCUUUCUUUUCCUCAGCAGUAUCUUUUAUAUACACGUGUCUCCAUCCUCAAAAAAAACUUCAACUUUUGGGGAGGUUUUAUAAAAAUGCUCUCAGGUUCUCUGGCUGGACCAAGUAAAUGAGACUAAGAAAAGGCAGCCUAACCAGGAAAACAAACAGACGCUUACCAUGUGCAUCACAUACACACGUAAAAGCCCUCGGCAAUAAGGAACCCAAAGCAGAAGUUAGAGUUUGGGGUCUAUGUACCUAAUUUAGUAGGGGACAGGGAGGGAAGAAGGGCUCUUAUGGAAAAGCAAAUGACUUUUUGGAAAGAUAAAUGGGUCUAAAAGAAUAGAUGGCAGAUAUGAUAGUUUAUGACAAAGUCUGGGUGUGGUACCAACUUCUCAUUUACAAUGAGAGACGAAUGUUGCUCCCAAGGAGGGGAUGUAAAACAACUGAGUUAUUUUUGAAAGGACCUGCUUUUAGGCGCAGAAAGAUAUCAGGAACUCAAAUGCUUUCAGCCAGAAUUAAUUCUUAUGCUUUGUAUAAGUGUUUAUAUAAAGUGGCAUAUUUUGGGGUGGCAGAUCCUGAUCCCCUUCACUCCUUUAAGAAUUUCCAUCAGGAAAACUUCACCUGAUUCUGCCGGACAAAAUCAGUCCCUAGGACUUCCUGACAUUCCAAAAGACAUGCUCCACGCAUGUACCUAACCCAGCAUCAGCGUUCCCAAUCCAACUUCAGAGCUACUACACAAUUAAACAGCUCUCUAGAUGCCUUGAAGGCUUCAUUUUGCUAUUCUCAGGACCAAGGUAAUUACCAGCACCUAGUAUUCACUUAGCAAAUAUUUGUGCAAUGACUAGAUGAUUCAAUGGAAUGAAUAAACUAUCAAAGGUCACAAGUAAACUUUUAUACAAAUUCCUUUCCUUUAAUAAUUUUAUCUGCUCCCCUAGAACUUUUUCCUCUCUUACCACUUUCUCUGACACAAAUGUCAGGCUUGUGGCUACAAAGCACCAUCGCAGACUUUCAGAUACAGAUUGUAAACUCUCAGUUUGGGAUAAAAAUAAUUUAAUGAGUCCCAAUCUGCAUGUAUAAAAUAAAUAUGCCUCCUGUUUCUUGUUCUCGCAGGCCUUUAUUUUAAAGUCCAC
Messenger RNA from Callorhinus ursinus (northern fur seal), 4629 nucleotides. The record is from RefSeq and is a predicted model, not a curated record. NCBI's taxonomy places the organism in Eukaryota, Metazoa, Chordata, Mammalia, Carnivora, Otariidae.